AUGACUUCAAAUCGUGUAGACCGACAGUACCGCUCUUUCCACAUCACCAGCCGGAAGCGCAACAACGACCCUCGAAGCCCAAACAAUUCUAAUCAUCACACACCGGUUAAUGGCUGGCAUAAUACCCAGGCGGAGUCUCGCAGACAUGAUGAAGGGACAGAGCUGGAGGGUGGCGAGCAUGGAGAGAUCAAGAAUGGCGCCUUUCCCAGGCCGGGCAAUAGCACCAGACGAACGUUGAGACAACGGCGGAUGAACGAUGUUCCUAAGCCACCGCCUAUACCGGAGUGGUUUUUGAAACAUAAUGUCAGACUGAUAGAGGAGAGGAGAGAGGAUAAGGAGAGCUUUUGGGAGGAGUAUAAGAUUAUUCGGUGCGUUGACACUGAGACGGGACAUACGCUCUUCACACUUGACUACUACGAGCCGCUGUAUACUGAGAAGAGUGUUGAGAAACUCCAGAAGAGGUUGGAGUCUCGGAAGAACAAGGCUGGAGUACCACCAACAACAGAGGACGCUUCUGAAGGAGGGACUAGUGAACUGGGCCAGCACUUCUUCGAUCAGAAAUACUCCACUGAAGGAACCGCGGGCAGCCAUGCUAGCUCGCAAGAGCAUGGAGAACAGCCGUUCAUACCGCCUUCAAAGAAUCAUCCCGAUCCGCUCCUUCGCAGAAUGAUUUCGGUCAGAGAUUGGGACUCUGAUCCGAUGAGAUACCCAUUUCUGGAGGCCGAAAUGACUGUGCGAGCAGCGCUCUCACUUCCAAGCGAGCAUCAGCCUUCCUCGAUGUUUGCCACAGACAGGGUGGAUUUGUCGUUGCAAUGCCCGGAUCCCAACAGUCACGGGCAGAUGGAGGAAUUCGUGCAUGAGCUUGCUCGCGUAGUGGGUGCCGAUUUGGUUAGGCUGGACGCCAACGAUCUGGCGGAGCUGUCGGAUGAGUAUGUUGGGCAAGGGGACGAUGCGCCGGGGUCGUUCUCAAACCUGGGGUACGAAGUCUUCGAUGGAUUUGAAGCUGGUGGGGGCGCCCAAAGAUUGAAUGCCUUCCGCACGCCGCCCGGCCCAGACGAGGCGAACGAGAUGGACGAAGAGGAGGAGGCAGAGGAGGAUGACCACCACAGUGGUGCAGGCGGCGGCUUCGGCUCAAUGGGCGACCUUGCGAAAGCCCUUCAGUCUGGUGGUCUAGGAAAGGUUUUGGGAGGCCGCAUAGUUGGCAUCGGCAUUGGUGGAUCUCAAUUCGGUCAGCAGGCAGCUGGUGAUCCACGACAGUCUAAGAGCGCCUCAGCCACCAACGGCUCUGAGGCGAACAGAGAUGAUGCACGUUUGACAGCGCUUUUCGACAGCUUGCUCAACGCGACAGCAGAAAAACGGGCGGCAUCCGCAAAGUGCAGCAGCGAUGAAUCUACAACGCACAACCGCGCAGCCCCGAAAUCUGAAUCGACUUCGUGGCAGAAAGCUCUUAAAUCACUGAGAGAGGCGGACAGAUGGCAACGGCACAAUACCAGCCUCCUGCUUGCCCAUCUCGACCCUGUCUUAAAGCGCGAUGACCCUACUCAAAUCCCGUUCCAGCUUACACAACAGCCAUCAGGUGGAUCUGCCGGCACUGCUUCAGUUGCCAAAGACUCCUUGAGGAAAACCAUCAUCCAUGUGCCCGAUCUACGUGACAUCUGCGAUUCCAAGCUGGGCGAAAACAUCAUCACACGCCUAAGCAAAGUCGUGAGGAAGCGAAGGCGUAGCGGCGAACGCAUUAUGAUUGUCGGAACGACGGCACAAGAUGUGCCUGGACCUUUCACUUUCGCUGGAGACCGCCACGAGGACUUUCCUUUCCGCACCAUGACAGUACCCCCGGGACUCGAGUGGCUAGAUGCAGAGAGUGGUGGCCAACUGGUAGGCAGGCGACCAAGACUACCAGAGAAAGACCUCGACAAUCCCACGCGGGCUCGGAUUUUAGACAUCAACCUUCGCCACAUCCAGUCGAUGCUGCGGCGCAUGAGGCCGGGAUACGAUGUCGAUAUGUGUUCUGCUGCUGCUCGCAAGCAGCUGAACUUACCUGGUAUGCACUUCUUGACCGAGCGCGUCCUUACUCUGGACCAGGUGCAACGGCUCGCUCUGGCAGCCGUGGGGUUGCAGCAUUCCUAUGUCAAGGCGGAAGGGGUGCAGCCCGUUCAUGUUGCUUUGGCUGCAUUCAUCACAACACGGACCGAUCAUGUGCAGCAUUGCUGGUCCCUCAACAAGGAGAAGAUGCGAGCGGACAAGAUCAAGACAGACAGCAGCGGUGGCGAGAAGUCUCAAGGCAAGCUCGACGGCGAACGCGGCCAGGCGCGGAUCGAUCGGAUCAAGAAGUCGUUGAACCAGCAUGAGAACCGCCUUUUGAACGGUGUUGUCGAUGCGGAGAAGAUCAAGACUGGCUUUGGCGAUGUGCACGCAGUGCCUGAGACGAUUGAUGCGCUGAAGACUGCAACGUCACUCUCCUUGCUACGACCAGAUGCUUUCAAGUAUGGUGUCCUCGCCAACGACCGUUUGCCAGGACUGCUGCUGUACGGCCCACCCGGCACCGGCAAGACACUACUUGCGAAAGCGGUGGCCAAGGAGUCGAAGGCAACGGUGCUCGAAGUCAGCGGUGCCCAAAUCUACGAGAAGUAUGUCGGUGAGGGCGAGAAGAUGGUGCGAGCAGUCUUUAGCCUUGCGAAGAAGCUGAGUCCUUGUGUGGUCUUCAUCGAUGAAGCAGACGCCAUCUUCGGCAGCCGAAGUAAUGCGGGUAAUAGGAACACCCACCGCGAGAUCAUCAAUCAAUUCCUGCGCGAAUGGGACGGCAUGGAUGACCACGGCUGCUUCAUGAUGGUUGCGACCAACAGGCCGUUUGACUUGGAUGAUGCUGUGCUGCGACGGCUUCCGCGACGACUGCUGGUUGAUUUGCCGGUGGCGAAAGAUCGAGAGUCAAUCCUCGGCAUCCACCUACGAAAUGAAGCUCUCGACUCCUCGGUCUCGCUCGCGAAACUUGCUGAACAGACGCCAUACUACAGCGGCUCCGAUCUCAAGAACCUCUCCGUCGCGGCAGCACUGGCGUGCGUCCGUGAAGAAAACGAGCUCGCCGACAUCCGCAAGGACGAUACGGAGUUUCAAUUCGCUGAGAAGCGUACGCUGACUUCGAAGCAUUUCGAAAAGGCUCUCUCGGAGAUUUCUGCUUCAAUUAGUGAGGACAUGAAGUCGCUCACAGCGAUCAGGAAGUUCGACGAGCAGUAUGGAGAUCGCAAGGGUAGGCGGAAGAAGGUUGGGUAUGGGUUUAGCGCUACUGAUGGGGAGGUGGAUGAGAGUGCUGUGAGGGUGAGGCAGGAUGCUGCUUCGUCUUCAACUUCAUCACCACCACCGUGA
Messenger RNA from Saxophila tyrrhenica, 3360 nucleotides. RefSeq lists its product as uncharacterized. The coding region runs from base 1 to 3360 and encodes 1119 amino acids. The record is from RefSeq and is a predicted model, not a curated record. Gene Ontology annotation, cellular component: mitochondrial outer membrane. Lineage: Eukaryota; Fungi; Ascomycota; Dothideomycetes; Mycosphaerellales; Extremaceae. The transcript has 2 exons. Gene Ontology annotation, molecular function: ATP hydrolysis activity; ATP binding.